AGAACCUACUGAGAGGAUGCACACGCUCUGCCUGUGCCUGUGCCUGCUGCUGAUGCUGCCGCUGCUGCUGGUGGCACCUGCCCAGGCCGAUGUUAACGGCACAAUAUCGCCCAUCAUUGGCGUGCUGGCCCAAGAGGUCUACCAGGAUGGUUUGAUUUCAAAGCAUUUCAAUGCGACCAGCUAUAUUGCCGCCUCGUAUGUCAAGUUCGUGGAGGGCGCCGGAGGUCGGGUGGUGCCCAUCGGAAUCGGACACAAUCGCAGUUACUACGAGGAGCUGCUGCAGAAGAUCAAUGGUCUACUGCUGCCCGGCGGCGCAACCUUUUUCAAUGAGACGAAUGGCUAUGGCGAUGCCGGUGAGCAUUUGAUAGCAAUUGCCAGGGAGCUGAACGAUAAUGGCACCUACUUUCCGGUUUGGGGCACAUGUCUUGGCAUGGAACUGCUGGUGCUCAAAAUGGCCAAUGGCACGGAGACGCGCAGCAAUUGUCAGGCCAUUAACAUGGCCCUGCCCCUGGAGAUGAAGCAGGACUACAAUGAAAGCCGCCUGUUUGGCGGCGCCAGCGAGGAGAUCAUUACGAAGCUGUCUCAGGAGAAUGUCACCUAUAACUAUCAUCGCUAUUGCUACAAGGAGCAGAGCUUUUCGCUGCCAGCUCUGAAUAACUCUUGGCGCAUUAUGUCCCUAAAUCAUGAUGUGAAUGGCAUUGAGUUUGUCUCCACCAUUGAACAUUUGAGCUAUCCAUUCUAUGGCGUACAAUUUCAUCCAGAGAAAGCGCUCUAUGAGUUUGUCAGCAAGGAUGUGCCGCACUCUUCGUCGGCCGUGCAUAGUGCACAGUAUUUUGCGGACUUUUUCAUCAACGAGGCGCGUCGGAAUACGCAUAGCUAUGACAAUGCCACAGAGCAGGCGCUUUCCCUGAUCUAUAACUAUCAGCCUGAAUAUACUUCAGUGCUGGGCUCCGGCUAUGUGCAGCAAUAUCUAUUUGAGGAUCCGGAUAUAGCGGGCGACGGCGAUGAUGAUGGCCCCUAUCCCUACUAUCCUUCUCCCAAUGACAAUGGCAAAAACGGUGUCGCAUCGUGGUCUCUCGGUUUUGGACUAGUUGUUGCCUUAGCUUUCAGAGCGUUCGCUGUGAUAAUGGAGCAUAGUUAAGAUUAAAUGUGUCUAGUUCUUAUUUGUGUGCUAUACAUGCAUAAGUAUAAAGUGUGUAUAUAAAUGAAGAAUAUCUUUUU
This is a messenger RNA of Drosophila novamexicana, 1221 nucleotides long. RefSeq names its product gamma-glutamyl hydrolase (gene l(3)72Dp). The record is from RefSeq and is a predicted model, not a curated record. Gene Ontology annotation, molecular function: gamma-glutamyl-peptidase activity. NCBI's taxonomy places the organism in Eukaryota, Metazoa, Arthropoda, Insecta, Diptera, Drosophilidae. Gene Ontology annotation, cellular component: vacuole. Gene Ontology annotation, biological process: tetrahydrofolylpolyglutamate metabolic process. Bases 17 to 1141 code for a protein of 374 amino acids. The transcript is spliced from 4 exons.